This is a messenger RNA of Pseudo-nitzschia multistriata, 4915 nucleotides long. The record is from the annotation of a GenBank genome assembly. Lineage: Eukaryota; Bacillariophyta; Bacillariophyceae; Bacillariales; Bacillariaceae.
CAAAAGGACAAAGAAGCACCUCUACUAGGGUAGUGACGAAGAGAAAGAGAUCUCUUGCUGCAAGAUACAGCAGGGAAGACUUCUUAUCUACCCGGCACGAAACCAACCAAAUUUGAAGUCUUGUUCAGUCUGAAUCUGAAAGGACACUGUGUGGUGAAUCUGAAGAUUCAUUCCCGAUAGAUUGAUUUGUUGAUUCGUUGACUUGACUCUUUCUUUGGAAGCCAAAAACUACUUCGAAGACUCUUUACCUUCGCAACUUUGAAAAAUAAACCGAAUUGAAAGAAAUACAUGUCAUUCUACUCGAUCGUGGAUAAAUAGACAUUCUGCUACUGUAGCAGUACGGUCCUUGGACUUGAGCUAAAGGAGAAUCAUGGAUCGGGUCGUGGCAAUGCUCAUUCUGCUGGCACUAUUGGUGGUAAGUGCUCCUUUUCUAUUUACUGCGGGUUAUCAAACUUAAAAAGUAGAGUCAAUAGUUUUACCUCGUCCAUAACUCAUAUCGACCUCUUUCUCUUCGUCGUCUUAUUCUUGAAUUUUCGCUUUGCGGUCGAUCGAUUUUUUGUUUUUGAACGUCUCGAUCGUCGUUUCAAUCCCUUUAAAACCAUUGCUGUUCUUGGUUCAGGCCUUUGUUUUAUUGUUUCUGGCACUUUUUGCCAUGGCCCCAAUCUGCUGCAGCUGCCUGCUCUCUCUGGUUUACACAUUGUACCUAUUCGUGGCUUACGAAGAACAUGGGGUUCAUCACGCACAAGAAUAUGAAAAUCGCUUUUGGACCAUUUUUGCCAUGUUGUUUUCUACCGCCCUUUUCUUUGCUCAGGAUUCUCCUGUGGCCAUAGGAAGGUAUAGUUCCAGUCUAGGAUUUGUUGGAGUCCUGUUUUCAAGCUACGCUAUGCACGUGUACGAUAGAUAUGUGCAUCGAAUURCUCUGAGUCAACAAACAAAAUUGCGUCGAUCGAUWUCUCUCGCAAAUUCGAUCGGUGAUCAUAGGGUGACGGCAGAACAAUAUCUUUUGAAGAUCAAUGAGUGUCUGCGAGACAUCGAUCAGCCACUUAUACCAUCUACAAUCAACAAUUUUUUGAAUCGGCGCUUCGUCCUAAAAAAGGAAAAAGAAAUUAUUGACAUCUUCUUGGAUUGCGACGCAACAACUCUGAAUUACCUUGUUUGCCACUUGAAGCUGGCUUUGCUAGUGUACAAAAUCAAAGACCAUGGAUUCGGUGGACAGCAUCGGACGGAAUUAAUACAAAUCCUUGCAGUGGAGCGAUUAGCAGCCUUGACAGUGUAUUCACGGGUCAUUGUUUUGCACGCCUUACAAAUCCUAAAAUUGAGGGCAAAUCCCCGAGCUGAGUACUGGGUUCGCAACAUACUUCUCAAUUCGACUGGUGAUGACCUAAGUGAUAUAAAAACCUUGACAGAUGCAAAGGGUGAUUAUUAUUGUAUGAGCAAACUGAUCUACGAUGACAUCAAGUCUGAGACGGUUCGACAUGACAUACUUAUCCAUAUGCGAAAGGAGGGAGCGAUGCAGGUCACAAGAAGGCAUCCUGGGACGAGGCGAGGCCCAAGGCGRCGUUACUUGAUGGCAUGGAGGAAGAUUUUAUCUGAUGUCGACGAUACUUUGUUAUCUAGUGGGGGUCAUUAUCCAGCUGGAAUCGAUAAGCGCUAUCCCAAAAAGGUUGUCUAUCCGGGUGUAUUGGCUUUUUACAGGGAGCUUGACCUUGGCAUUUCGGGACCCGACGAUUGGCCAGAGAACAGAGUUGGAAAUCUUGUGUUUCUUUCGGCAAGACCUCACGUUUACAAAGACAUGAGCGAGAAGAGUAACUUUGCCAAGUUUGAAAAAUUGCGUGCCGUAGGAGAAGACGGCCGAAGAGGUAUGCACACCACACCCUCACUCCUAGCCGGCGAUCUUGCAUCCGGCAGCCAGUAUAUCACUACCAAUGAUUUUGAGCCACUAGCCCAGAAAAAAUUUGAAAACUUCAAAAGAUAUGUUUCGAUAUAUCCUGAGUAUCAACAUAUUUUUGUUUGUGACAAUGGUCAGGGUGAUGUGAAGGCUGGGGAGAUGAUGCACGAUAACUUUCCUUACGAAUACCAGGCAACAUAUGUGCAUUUGGURCAGGCUAGGGAGCGAACGUAUGGAUACAAUCCAGAACGAUGGAAAGAAACGGAAUUCCGCCCGUGUUUUUUCAGGACAUAUCCUGAAGCAGCGCUCCACGCAGCUACUCAAGAUCCACCAUUGAUCCGCAUGAACGGUCUCAAUAGAGUUUGUAGUGAUGCAGUCAAGGACUUCAAUGCUGUGCCGAACAAGAAAUGGCAAUCGCCGAAACAAAAAGCCGAAAGGCGUGCAGAAUUAAAUCAAUCAAUUUGGAAAGCAAACAAGACUCUGGCCAACACCGAUGCGGGUGUUGUUUGUCUUAUUAAAGCCGAAAGAUUAUGGGAAGAUGGCGCGAAGGUGAGAACCCCGUAUGGAAAYGGAACAAUAAGAGGGUUUGAUCCUGAGUUCGAUCUUUACGACGUUGAGUUAGAUUGGAGACCGCUAGAUGUACAAGUCCGAGAACACGUUAGGAAUAUUGAGGACGAAACAAUCCGGCCCAAACAAGGAAAGGAGACAGAAAAACGAUCCUCGAGUGUGUUGGAGACAGUAGUCGAAACUGACGAAGUAACAAUAAUCACUGAAGGUGGCGACGAAACUGGUUUUGAAGGUGAAAGAACAAAUGGAGAUGAAAAUGAUCGAAGCGCGUUAGAGCAAGGACUAACGGUUACUUGUUCUACGACACCAGAAGACUACGCUGCACCCGAGAAUGAUAAAAUUUUAAAUUCUAUAUCAAUCGACGAAUCCGAGUCAACAACAAGUGAAACUGAGAGUGACAACCAUGCUCUCGGGACCAAUUCAAGUCUUCCUGCAGUCAAAACUGCAAUUGCUGGGAAAGCGAGUCGUCGAGGAAAAGAACCCGAUGAUUCUUUCAAAGCAACUGCAAAAAUAUGCGGGCGCUCGAUAUCCAAGUUUAUUCCGCCUACAUUACCAACAUUUAAUGAUAAGAAAGGAACUCCCCUUUUUUCGUUCUGGGUUCCAAACCCACGUAAACGUACGGGAGAAAAAUGUUCCACACCAUACGGUCCUGGAGUUGUUGUUGAUCAUCGCAUAGAUCAAAAGAUGGUUGUUGUGGAUAUGGUUGGAUGGACUGCACGCGCGUACCUUAAUGAAGAUGACGUGAAAGUCACGAAGGAAAGCUUGCUCUCUACAUUAUUCAGAAGGCAGGCCAUUUCUUCGGAUAUUCCGCCAUCGCCGAAAUAUGACCACUUUCCAUACAUCAAAGGAAGCAUCAUCCGCACGCCUUAUGGCAAUGCUGAGGUUAUUGUACCACUUCCAAUACCAGAUAAUGACUCGAUUGAUUCAAAUGACACCGAGAACAAAAUUAUUUGUCUUGGAGUUACUUCUUGGACCCUUGCAGACGGGUCGCACCCGAAGUUGUAUAGUACUGUCAAGGCUUGUCAGACGUGGAAAGAUGCAMACGAAGCAAAGGGUAUAUUUUCUGCCUUCGGGACUCUUGUUUCCAGUAUUAAUCGCGAAAUAAAAGAUCGCUUAACAACAACCGCUGGAACGCAAAAGAUGAAGGACGACGGGCUCGCCACACCCAAGUUUAAACAGUAUUAUCGGGAUUCUGCUGCAGUAUCGACCGCCUUCGGUAACGGGAGAGUAAUGAAAUUCAGAAAAAGCGACGGAUUUUACUGCGUUUGUUUAUCUAGUUGGAAGCUAGCUAAUGGUCGAAAUCCUACUGCUUGGCUUCAAGAGAAUGAUGUGAGCUAUCAAAUAGCAAGAGGAUGCAAGGAAGGCUAUCCAGUAUUGACAAAAAUGGGCGUGUCAGGAAUUCUCGAAAGUGUCCAACCUACAACAGGAAUCCAUAUUGUGAGUGCUCCUUCUGCUCGUAUGGUAUUGUACUUGCAACCAGAGGCAAUAUGCCGGGGGCUGAAGGCAGCUGUUGGAGAAGAUGUUCUUACUGCAUACGGCGAGGGAAUAGUUGAGCGCUACGAUAAGGUAAAUGACACUUACGUAAUUAAGCUCAACGGCUGGAAUGCAAGGAUAUAUGCGAAAGCUGAAACCUUUGAUCGUCUUCGCGAUUCUAUGCGAGAUAGAGAUGGAGCUUUCGGAAUGGAUUGGCUCUUGCGCUUUUUCUUUUCACCAUCUGAUUCUAUCCAUCAGGGUACGAGAAGCCGAAGCAACAGUGUUGUUAGCGGAACUUCUACAAGCGUAUUGAGUUUGAAGACCAUCCGUGGAUCGAGCGACUGAUCAUCAUCUUGAAUUAGAUAAGCCACAAGAAUGGGACGACUUCCUUAUUAUCUCAGAUUGUUUCAAUGCCUUCAUGUAAAGAUACGUUACGAAUCUUUCUUUCCUCGAGUCGUGAGAAUUGGCUGUAUUUGUUUCGGAUCAACUUGAAUCGGGAGGAACACUAAAGGAAUCGGUCCAAGCACAGUUUUUAGAUUUGUCAACCACCCUCGAUCAAACGGAUUCGAAGGGAAGGCAGUGCUUGCAGUAUCUUUUGUCAUCUGUUUGUAGCGCAUGUCCAAUAAGAUCUUAUACUCGAGUGUUGUAAGCGCCGAGAGGACAUACAACAAAUGAUACCCAAAGAAGACUGUCUGGAGUGUGCCAAUUGCUACCARAAACGGAAAAAUCACUUUGACAACGAUUUCUUUUUCCAGGGUUCCGCUUAAAAUCUUUGAAAAAAUUAGUGUUGUAGACGGCAGAUCGAAGAAGGCGGUUAUCUUGCCGAUUAAAAACUUGCCAUCUCUGCCGUUUGAUGAUGAGUUCAAUAGAUCCCGAAAGGGACGGUAUAGCAUGAGCCAUCCAUAACAGCAACCAGCACUUAGGUAGAAAAGCGUUAACAGAAACGCUCUGUGAUUAUUAUAACCCACACAAUUAUUUAGCCACACA